Molecule: messenger RNA, 2057 nt
Organism: Diachasma alloeum
Lineage: Eukaryota; Metazoa; Arthropoda; Insecta; Hymenoptera; Braconidae
Product: 4-coumarate--CoA ligase 1
Exons: 7
Coding region: 37-1848 (603 amino acids)
Biological process (GO): long-chain fatty acid metabolic process; fatty-acyl-CoA biosynthetic process
Cellular component (GO): mitochondrion
Molecular function (GO): long-chain fatty acid-CoA ligase activity
Source: RefSeq, a predicted model, not a curated record
AAUGAGCUCAGUUUGGUGCUUAUUACCAACGUAGACAUGAUACUUAAACCGCGAAUGUGUUUUGCAUUAUUUUAUCAUCGAAAGUUACUGAAUAAUCGGCCUGUUAGAGCGCUGCGAUGUUUGUAUUCAAAAAAUUUCGGCGAAUCGAGGCAACAGUGGGACAAUAAAUCAUUUGGCACAGCUUCACAUUUAAGAUCAGCGGGGAAAUCAGUUUUGCAUCGACCUACAAUCGAUGAGAAUAACGUCUUCAGGAGUCGCUAUGAAGACGUGGAAAUACCCUCUGAUUAUAUUCAUCAACAUGUGUGGAAGGAUGCGCAUAAAUGGUGGAAUGAAAUCGCACUUGUAUGUGCGCAGACUGGGCGAAUGUACACAUACAAACAGCUCCGGAAAUCAUGCGGAAAGUUCGCAACAUCCCUACGGAGGAGCAAAUUGCUGCCAGGCACAACUCUAGCAGUCGUCCUCCCAAACAUUCCUGAAUACGCUAUAGUCGUUCUAGGCGCCAGUGAAGCUGGAGUUCGGUUAACGUUGAUGAAUCCUGCCUUCACAGCAUACGAAUUGAGCCGACAGCUUGAAAAUUCAGAUGCCACAGCGGUUAUCACGAAUACCGCGAAUUAUGCUACUGUUAUGGAAGCGAUUAAGAUGGGCAACAUCUCGAUUCAGUCACCAGUGAUUGUUGCCACUCAUGAGAGAGACGUACCCUCUGGUGCCGUCGACUUCCGAGAUCUCGUUUCUGACGAUGUCGAGGAAUUCGAAAAGACUCAGGAGAGAAUGACUAUUGAUGCUAAAAAUGAUACUGUGAUUCUGCCGUAUUCGAGCGGAACCACGGGACUGCCUAAGGGAGUUGAACUUACUCACAGACAUCUAGUGGCUAAUUUGAACCAAAUGAAACACCCGGAAUGCGCCAUCCUGGAGCCGACGAUCAAUGGAUUUCAGGACAUUGUCCCCGCAUUCCUUCCUCUGUACCAUAUUUAUGGUCUAACUGUUUGUUUGUUAGGUUCUUUAAGUUAUGGCGCAAAGAUCAUUUGCAUGUCCAAAUUUACAUCGGACACUCUGCUGAGUGUAUUGGAAAAAUAUCGAGCGACGAUAUUCCUCGGCGUGCCCCCGGUGAUUCAAUUGAUGAUCAACGACGAUAGAUUCAAUGAGAAACAUCUGGCUAGAUUGAAAAUCUUGGGUUCAGGAGCGGCACCCCUCACUCACGAGUUAAUCACAAAGUUCCGAGCGAAAAUGGGAUCGAGUUUUAGGUUCUCUCAGGGCUACGGAUUGACAGAGACCUCACCAAUGAUAACAUUGGGGAAAAACGCAUCGACGGAAUCAGUUGGUUUAUUGAUUCCCAAUACACAAGUGAGGAUCGUUCAUCAGGAGGAUGAUCCCGGGAGAAAUCUCGGGGUUGGGGAGAUCGGAGAAAUUCUCGUGCGAGGACCGCAAGUGAUGAAGGGAUAUUACAAGAAUGUUAAGGCUACGGAGGAGUGCAUGGAUAAAGAGUGGUUCAGAACUGGGGAUCUGGGAUACAUCGAUGAGAUAGGACAAUUAUUCAUCACCGGACGUAUAAAGGAACUCAUCAAGGUACAGGGGUCUCAAGUAUCCCCCGCAGAACUCGAGAAUAUCCUCUACGGCCACGAGAAUAUCGCAGACGCUGCUGUAGUCGGUGUCCCGCACCCCAGAUUCGGCGAAGUGCCAAAGGCAUUUGUUGUAAUCAAAGCGGGUGCAAAACUCACAGAGGACGAGAUCAAAGACUUCGUUGCCAAACGCGUUGUCAAGUACAAACGACUUGCUCAUGUUGUUUUUACUGACAAAAUAAUAAAAAGUGCUGCUGGAAAAAUACUCAGGAAGGAACUCCAGAAGUUGUGAAGCUCAGUGAGUUCUAAUUAAUUUAAAUUUUUUCAUUCGUGCAUUACUUCCUCAAAUAGCAAUACCACAAAAUGACUUUCAUUUUACAACUAAAUAGACUUGUGUUCAUAAUAAACCCCUGAAACUCAUGGGCUGGAGGAAUCACACCGUAAAAUGUUCCCUAAAAUAAUUACGAAAAUAAAUUUUUCAAAUGACAUUGUUGACACGAG